AUGUCUCUGACCAGUCCAACCAAAAUCGACGUCUCUCGACCCGUCCUCGCUCACUUCACCAGCAACCAUCCCAAUGGUUUUCUUGCACCCCCAAUUGCCACGUCCGACUCCACAAGUCUAGAAGCCGUGCUUGAACUCGCAGACGGUGCCGCAUAUCGAGGCAUUAGCUUUGGGGCUGAGGGUAAGAGUGUAGCGGGAGAAUGUGUUUUUCAAACCGGUAUGGUCGGAUAUACCGAGUCCCUCACGGAUCCUUCGUAUGAAGGUCAAAUCCUGAUCUUGACCUACCCACUCAUUGGAAAUUACGGUGUUCCUGCGCGUCCAACAUCGGCUUCCGUCGAAGCCAUUCCACCUGACUUCGAGUCUUCGCGCAUUCACGUCGCGGCCGUGGUUGUUAGUUCGUACUCUGAAGAGUUCAGUCACUUUCUGGCGCAUACUUCUUUGGGUGUAUGGCUCAAGGAAAGCGGGAUUCCUGCACUUUACGGCAUAGACACGCGUGCACUCACGAAGAAAAUUCGCGAGAAGGGUUCUAUACUUGGUAAAGUUUUGGCCCGACAAAAAGACUCACCUGUUGAUAGGCGGUUAUCGUUAAUGAGCCCAGCGUCUCUACCGGCUUCACGUACACCCUCUCCAGGAGGGAACGGUAUCUGGCGUGAGGAUUACAUUGAUGUGCCAUUCCGCGAUCCAAAUCAAGAUAACCUCGUGGCUCUCGUUUCUGUCUCCUCCCCUCACAUCUACAAGCCGACGGUAAAGGCGCGGAUGCACCCCUCCGGCAAACGACCACUUCGCGUCCUUGCCGUCGAUGUUGGCAUGAAGUUCAACCAGAUCCGCUGUUUCACGCACCGUGGAAUCGAGUUGAAGGUGGUUCCAUGGGAUUAUGACUAUUUGGCGUCAGCGGAGGAGCCUUUCGAUGGGCUCUUUAUUUCCAAUGGUCCUGGUGAUCCUACCAUGGUCAAGCCUACCAUAGCUCGUUUGGCAAGGGCUAUGCAGGGCGAGGAUCGUCCGAUUUUCGGUAUCUGCCUCGGACAUCAGCUUUUAGCUCUGGCUGCUGGUGCUUCGACCUCAAAAAUGAAGUAUGGUAAUCGCGGGCAUAAUAUUCCGUGCACGGAUACCCUCAGUGGCCGGUGUUACAUCACAAGCCAGAAUCACGGUUUCCAGGUAGACACGGCGACACUGCCUGAAGGCUGGCACGAACUAUUCCAGAACGCUAAUGACGGAAGCAACGAAGGAAUCUACUGUACCGAUAAACCAUUUUUCUCUGUGCAGUUCCACCCAGAGUCGACUCCGGGGCCGCGCGACACCGAAUUUCUCUUCGAUGUGUUCAUCCAGAAUAUUGUCGACUGCUCUACGAUGGGAAAAGUUGUUCCAAUUUCUAUGCCAGGUGGAAUGAAGGAGGACAAUGAGAAAGCUGCUCCACGCGUGAAUGUGCAAAAAGUGCUCGUUCUUGGUUCUGGUGGCCUCUCUAUUGGCCAGGCAGGCGAGUUUGACUAUUCCGGCUCACAGGCAAUCAAAGCGCUCAAGCAGGAGAGUAUUUAUACCAUCCUCGUCAAUCCCAACAUUGCGACUAUCGCGACGUCGAAGGGUCUAGCUGACAAGGUGUACUUCUUACCGGUCACCCCUGAAUUCGUGCGAAAGAUCAUCAAAUACGAGAAGCCCGACGGUAUCUACGUUACGUUCGGGGGGCAGACUGCUUUGAACGUCGGAAUCAAACUCAAGGACGAGUUCGAGGGGCUUGGAUGCAAGGUCCUCGGAACCCCGAUCGACACCAUCGUUACUACUGAAGACAGGCAGCUCUUCGCAAGUGCAAUGACCGAGAUUGGUGAACGAUGUGCAGACUCCAAGACUGCGACGACUUUGGAUGAAGCAGUCGCUGCGGCCAACACAAUUGGCUUUCCGGUCAUCGUCCGCGCUGCAUACGCUCUAGGUGGUCUCGGCUCUGGCUUCGCUAAAGAUGGGAAACAGCUAAAGGCGCUAUGCAGCAAGGCAUUCGCCACUAGUCCGCAGGUCCUAGUGGAGAAGAGCAUGAAGGGCUGGAAGGAAAUCGAAUACGAGGUUGUCAGAGACUGCCGCGAUAAUUGCAUCACAGUUUGCAACAUGGAGAACUUCGAUCCACUUGGCAUCCAUACUGGUGAUUCGAUCGUCGUUGCUCCUUCGCAAACGCUUUCAGAUGCCGACUACAACAUGCUCCGUACGACAGCGAUUAAUGUGAUUCGACAUCUCGGGGUUGUGGGCGAGUGCAACAUCCAGUACGCAUUGAACCCCAUCUCCAGGGAAUACUGCAUUAUCGAGGUCAAUGCUCGUUUAUCCCGGUCCUCUGCGCUUGCGUCGAAAGCGACAGGCUAUCCUCUCGCCUUCAUCGCGGCCAAGCUCGGUCUCGGAAUCCCGCUGAAUGAAAUCCGCAACUCGGUGACGAAGGUCACCAGUGCAUGCUUCGAGCCCAGCUUGGACUAUGUCGUUGUUAAAAUACCGCGGUGGGACUUGAAGAAGUUCAGCCGUGUCAGCAGACUGCUCAGCAGUAGCAUGAAGAGCGUAGGGGAAGUUAUGAGUAUAGGUCGCACGUUUGAGGAGACCUUUCAGAAGGCUAUCCGCGCAAUUGACGAUCAAUUCUCUGGGUUUGCAAAGAAUGAUUUCGUGGAGGACAUCGACGAGGAACUCUUGAAUCCAACCGACAAACGCAUUUUCGCCAUCGCGACUGCUUUCUACCGGGGAUACAGUGUGGAUAAGAUCUGGCAGAUGACGAACAUCGACAAGUGGUUUUUGACGAAGCUGCAGUCAAUUCACCAUAUGGAGGUGUACCUAUCGUCGUAUAACAUCUCGAGCCUCGGGAAGGAUCUGCUCAGACAAGCAAAGCAGCUUGGAUUCUCCGACCGUCAACUUGCUGCAUGCAUAGGAUCGACCGAGCUCGCUGUACGCCGACUACGUCAGGAGCAUGGCAUUGCCCCUUUCGUGAAGCAGAUCGAUACGGUUGCAGCCGAAUUCCCCGCGUUCACGAAUUAUCUGUACACCACGUACAACGCUGUCGAGCACGAUAUCACAUUCGAGGAUCGGGGCGUCAUGGUGCUUGGGUCUGGUGUGUACCGCAUCGGAUCCUCUGUGGAGUUCGAUUGGUGCGCUGUCCGCGCCAUCAGAACGCUACGUGACAAUGGUCUGCCGACCGUCAUGGUGAAUUACAACCCCGAGACCGUUAGCACAGACUACGACGAGGCCGACAGGUUGUACUUCGAGAACAUCAGCUUGGAGACCAUCUUGGAUAUCUACGACACAGAGAGCUCUCGCGGUGUCAUCAUCUCCAUGGGUGGACAGACGCCAAAUAAUAUCGCUCUUCCGCUGUACCGUCAGAACGUCAAGAUCUACGGAACGUCUCCGGAGAUGAUUGAUACUGCGGAGAACAGGUUCAAGUUUUCUCGCCUGUUAGAUGAGAUAGGCGUGGACCAACCUUUGUGGAAGGAAUUGUCGAACUUCGACGAUGCCCACACCUUCUGUAAGAAGGUUGGCUAUCCUGUACUCGUCCGACCUUCGUAUGUUCUCUCGGGUGCAGCGAUGAAUGUGGUCUUCAGCCAGGACGAUCUAUCAAGCUACCUGUCUCAAGCUACUGCCGUCUCUCGUGAGCACCCCGUCGUCAUCACAAAGUACAUUGAAGGCGCAAAGGAGAUCGAGAUGGACGCUGUCGCAAAGGACGGCAAGAUGAUAAUGCAUUAUAUCUCCGAGCAUGUCGAGAAUGCGGGCGUGCACUCUGGGGAUGCUACUCUGAUCCAUCCGCCACAGGACUUGGACCCGGAGACUGUUCGUCAAAUCGAAGAGGCAACUGCGAAGAUUGGCAACGCUCUCAAUGUCACCGGUCCGUUCAACAUCCAGUUUAUAGCUAAAAACAACGAGAUCAAGGUGAUUGAGUGCAAUCUCCGUGCCGCUCGUUCGUUCCCCUUCGUCUCUAAAGUCACUGGCGUGGAUGCCAUCGAGAUGGCGACAAAGGUGAUGUUGGGUCUGCCUGUUGAACCAUAUCCCCACAUUCCAUUGCCUGCGGAUUACGUCGGUGUCAAGGUACCGCAGUUCAGCUUCAGUCGGCUCUCUGGAGCCGAUCCGGUGCUUGGAGUGGAGAUGGCAUCAACAGGAGAGGUCGCGUGCUUCGGAAGGGACAAGUACGAGGCAUAUCUCAAGGCUUUGAUUUCCACUGGUAUCGUCCUUCCCAAGAAGAAUAUCUUGUUCUCUAUCGGUGGCUUCAAGGAAAAGCUGGAGUUGCUCCCGUCAGUACAGAAAUUGCGCGCUGCUGGAUACAGUAUCUUCGCCACCUCAGGUACGGCAGAUUUCCUGACUGAGCAUAACGUUCCUUGCAAGUAUCUGGAGACCCUCGGGGAGGAUAGUGAGCAGAAGUCUGAGUAUUCUCUUACUCAGCAUCUCGCGAACAACCUCAUUGAUAUGUAUAUCAACCUUCCAUCGAAGAACCACUAUCGCCGACCUGCCAGCUACGCCAGCAAGGGCUACCGCACUCGCCGUAUGGCGGUUGACUUCGCUGUGCCGUUGAUCACUAACGUCAAGGUGGCGAAAUUGUUUUUUGAAGCCCUCGUUCGCAAGAUGCCUCUGGAAGUCUCCCCUGUGGAUUUCAGGACCUCGCACGAGACGCACACGUUUCCUGGCCUCGUUAACAUCGCUGCGUUUGUUCCCGGACUCAUGCAACUCAAUAAUAACGAGAUUGCCGGUGCUACCAAGGCGUCUCUUGGUGGCGGCUUUGCCACAGUUCUCGUACUACCUGCCGGAGAGAAGGACAAGAUAACUGAUCACACUUCGCUUGAACGAGUCCGCAAGGCCAUCGCUGGAUCGUCGUACUGCAACUAUGCUUUGAACGUCACCGCGACAGCUACCAAUACGAAGUCCCUCGAUGACGAGAUCGAGGCAGAUGUGAAGUUCCUGUACAUUCCAUUCCACUACAACGACGCAGAUAGCCAGGUCUCCGUGGUCGCUGCACAUUUCGCUUCGUGGCCCGCCGACAAGCCUAUCGUGACCGACGCUAAGGGCUCCGACCUUGCCCCUAUGCUCCUCCUCGCAGGGCUACACGAUCGCAGCCUCCACAUCAUGAACGUCCAGAGCAAGGACGACAUGCUUCUCAUCUCCCUCAGCAAGGCGAAGCAGCUUAAGGUCACGUGCGACGUUUCCGUCUACACUCUGUUCUUCACACGCGAACAAUUCCCCGGCGUCACUUGUCUGCCUACCAUUGAGGACCAGAAUAUGCUAUGGCAGAACCUAGAUGCGAUCGAUACGUUCUCUAUUGGUACGGUCCCCUACCAGCUUGCCCGGGAGCUCGACAAGGAGGGCACCGUAUGGUCCGGCAUCGAGGAGGCCCUCCCCCUGCUGCUGACCGCUGUCGCCGCAGGCCGGCUCACGAUGGAUGACAUCCGCCAGCGUCUGCACGACAACCCCAUCCGGAUCUUUGGUCUCCCCGACCAAUCCCAUGCGGGCGUUGAGAUCGUCGUCGGGCGCAAGUCUCUGUUCAGCAACAGAGGCAAGGUGUGGUCCCCGCUCGACGGGACGAUGGUGAACGGCGGGGUGCACAGGGUCCUUGUGCAUGGACAGACCGCUUUCCUGGAUGGCGAGGUGACCACUGGGCCGGUCGGACGAGACAUUUCCAGCGCGACGAUUACUCACGCGCCUGCGGAGAGGUCGAUGUCUAUCUCCGGUCCAAGGCCCGAGUUCGGCGUGGCGAUGCCCUUGGCUUCUAAGGCAGCAGAUGCUGCAGCGCAGACGCAGCCUGUGCCAGCGACGACGACGGCAGCACCAUUUUCCACCGCUGUCGCGCCCUUGCAGGGGCCGGCUGCCAUGCUCUCGCACCUGCUCCCGCACCCCGCGUUCCACCGGCGGCACAUCCUGUCGGUGAAGCAGUUCACGCACAAGGACGUGCACGACCUGUUCUCCCUCGCGCACGAGAUGCAGCUGCAGGUCGAGCGCAAUGGCACGCUAGACGUGCUGAAGGGCAAGGUGCUAUGCACGCUCUUCUAUGAGCCGUCGACGCGCACGACGUCCUCGUUCGACACCGCGAUGAAGCGAUGCGGCGGGGAGGUCGUGAACGUGAACGUGGACAUGUCGUCCGUGCUCAAGGGCGAGACGCUCCCAGACACGAUCAGAACGCUCGGCUGCUAUGCGGACGCGAUCGUCAUCCGGCACCCCGAGAUCGGCAGCUCGCAGCUGGCGGCCAAGUUCUCGCCCGUGCCGAUCCUGAACGCCGGAGACGGAGUUGGGGAGCACCCCUCGCAGGCGCUGUUGGACGUGUACACGAUCCGGUCGGAGCUGGGAACGGUCAAUGGGCGCACGAUCACGCUGCUCGGGGACCUCAAGAACGGGCGGACCGUGCACAGCCUGGUGACGCUGCUCUGCCUGUACUCGGUGCGGCUGAAUUUCGUGUCACCACCGUCGCUCGCGAUGCCGACGAGCGUCGUCUCUGCCGCGCGGCGCGCGGGCGUGCACGUGCGGAUCUGCGAGUCGCUGGAGGAUGUGCUCGGAGAGACGGACGUGCUGUACGUGACGCGGCUGCAGAAAGAGCGCUUCAAGUACGAAGGGGCUUGGCAGUCGGUCAAGGACGCGUACCGGAUCGACCACGCGCUGCUCUCGCGCGCGAAGGAGGAGAUGAUUGUCAUGCACCCGCUGCCGCGAGUCAAUGAGAUUGACCCGGAUGUGGACUUUGACUCGAGGCGGGCGGUAUAUUUCCGACAGAUGCGCUAUGGGCUCUUCAUCCGGAUGGCGCUGCUAGCCAGCGUGAUGGGCUGA
Sparassis crispa is the source of this 6750-nucleotide messenger RNA. RefSeq names its product Protein pyrABCN. Lineage: Eukaryota; Fungi; Basidiomycota; Agaricomycetes; Polyporales; Sparassidaceae. Gene Ontology annotation, molecular function: ATP binding; aspartate carbamoyltransferase activity; metal ion binding. Gene Ontology annotation, cellular component: carbamoyl-phosphate synthase complex; cytoplasm. The coding region runs from base 1 to 6750 and encodes 2249 amino acids. The record is from RefSeq and is a predicted model, not a curated record. The transcript is spliced from 10 exons. Gene Ontology annotation, biological process: L-glutamine metabolic process; 'de novo' pyrimidine nucleobase biosynthetic process; L-arginine biosynthetic process.